GUUGCAUCCAAGAAUAUUAACCAACCAUCAGGAUUCACCCUAUUUUCUCUCUGUGUCUGUCCGCCGUUUCAUAUUUUAUUCCAUUUCCUUGGUAUUUGCCUUAUAGAACGUAACGACCUUUGUAACUUAAUCCCAACACCUCUUCUUCCUGCAAACUACAAUAUUAUUACAAGUUUCCAGGAACCAUUCGCUUUGUUGUAAUUCAACUUAAAGUUUCUUGGUUAAAAAUGGAUAGGACAAGGUACGAAGGUAGAAGAAGAAAUGGGACAGUUAAAGCUGCUGUUAAUAUUUAUGGAGAGAGGAUUCUUGAUGGUAAUUUUUCACUGAAGAAACCCCAGGAGGAUUUUCCAGAGAAGCCUUCUUCAAGAGCAAGAGAGCUUCAUAUGGCAAGAAGGGAUAUGAGUCGAUACAAAGAGAGUAGAAGAGCUGCAGAAUCGGCAAAGUCUAAAGCAGAAUCUGAACUCUUCAGUGCAACGAAGACAGUUAAGGAUCUUGCUUCUAUGAUUGAGGAAUCAAAUUUUAAGGCCAAGGCAAGGAUGAGAGAUAUUGAAUCUUUAAGGAAGAGUGGAAACCGUGAAGAGAAGGCAUUGGCUGUGAGGAGUAUUGAAAGUUAUCACUACGCAGAAGUGAUGAGAGAAUUGGAUUUGGUAAAACAAGAAUUGAGUAAACUUAAGCUUGAUAUGGCUUCUGUUAAGGGAGAGAAAGCACGGGCAGAGAAGGAAUUUGAAGACUCAAGCUUGAAAAUGUGGUCUAAUUCUAGCUCAGUUGAGGCGCUUAGGAAGCAAAUUGAGGCAGCUAAUGAGGAACAUGUGUUAGUUGAGUUGGCCCGGAUUGAGGCCUUGAAAGAAGUUGGAGAACUUGAAGCUCAAAGAGAAAAAGAGUUUGGUGGAUUCUCAUUUAGUAUGGAGGAAACAAAGGAGAAAAUGAAGGAAAUAAUUGAAGAGAUUGAUCAAUCUAAGGAGUUGGAAAAAAAAUUGGCUGUCACUUUGUCUGACGUUAAUCUCUUAGAAAAUAAGCUAAAGCAAGUUAAGAAACUAGACAAACGGGUUCAGAGAAGCGAUGACUUGAAGCAAUCUGGACACAGUUUUCGAAGUGCUGCAGAAGUGGAAGGUUCACCUUCGUUACAGUCAAUCACAAAAGAGUUGGAGGUAGCUAAGAAAGAAUUGGCUUCAAUUAGAGAAGAAGGGUUUCAGUAUAUGUCCUCUAUGGAUAUCAUAAGAAAUGAGCUGAAACAUGUAAGAGAAGAAACAGCAAGGUCAAAGAAAACAGGAGAGAAGGCAGAUUUGAAAGUUCAAAAUCUCAAUUCAAAGCUGCUCAGAGCAAAAUCCAAGUUGGAAGCAGUAACUGCAGCUGGAGAAAAGGCUGAAUCUAUUGUGACCAAUCUUUCCCUCACUCUUGAACAGUUAAAGACAGAAGCAGAGGCAGCAAGGAAAGAGAAGGCGCUUAUUACUGAAGACACUGCAACUAUCAAGGCAGAAAUCCAGAAAACUGAGUCUGAAAUAGACUUAACUGAGGAAAGGCUGAAGGCAGCUGUGCAAGAACUUGAGGCAGUUAAGGCAUCAGAAGCUUCAGCUCUAGAAAAGUUAAGAUCUCUAAUAGAGACUACAAUGCAAUCUAGAGCUUCAGCAUCUAACCAGAGUUACACAAUCACUAUCUCAAAGUUUGAGUAUGAGUAUUUAACUGGACGCGCAGUUGGAGCAGAAGAAAUUGCAGAUAAAAAGGUUGCUGCAACUCAGGCAUGGAUUGAAGCUUUAAAGGCUAGUGAGAGGGAGAUAUUGAUGAAAACUGAAAUAGCUAACAGAGAUCUUAGAGACAUGAGAGUAGAGGAGGAGCAUGAGGUGCACAGAACGGAGUGGUCACUUUCAGCAAAGAAAAUGGUAGAGACAGAAUUACGCAACCGGAGACAGACUCAUGAGAAAAAUGCGGAAGCACAAAACAGGCAAUCACCGUUUCGCAGAAGAUCCAUGAAAAGCAAUGGAAAUUUAACACCAUCACGACAAGCAAAGUUUCGUAAGUCUGCCCCACCUGCAAUACGAGCUGGUGGAUCGACUCCAUUCAUCAUUAAGAAGAAAAGAAAAGUGAUGCCAAAUUUGGCCAAGUUCUUUCUUGUUUCAUUCCAGAAAGAAAAUGUAUACUUUAAACAUCAUUCCAGCCAUGAGAUGUCAACACAGCAAACUGCAAAAACACUUCAAAGGAAUGUGUAAUUCUGUUUCAUCCUUUACUCUUCAAGUUUCAUAAUAUUUUCUCCGGUUAACUGUUCAGGAAAGAAUUUUAUUUUUCAGAUUUAUAUGUACUGAACAUGGCAGGUAGUUUCUCUGUUGCAGUUGCAUGAUCAUGGAUGCCAGUUUCAUAGAAAUUUACUUUCAACCAGGUGGUACCCCUUCACAAAUGAAGGUAGCAUGUACAAUGAUGUCAAUGAAAGAAGCCUCUUUGAAGUUUUCUUCUCAAUACAUACAGACUCAGAUAUGAAGGUUUGCAUCAUUUAUUUCACAAUGCACACAACCAUAAGCAAUCAUAUAUGUAGCAUUAGUCUUGCUGAACAUUAAAAAAAUUGAAUGUUGAAACAGAGAAAUGAUUAGAAAACAGAACUGUGUUUAUGUUAGAGUUCUGCGGUUUCAAGUAGUAUCUAGUAAACUGUUCCUAAGGAACUCCUUUUCUUUCUUCUUUUAAGUAUGAUAGCCAAUUCCUGAAAAUCUCAAUAUAUUGCUACCUCCACAGUCUCUAUGCAAUCAAACUAGUUGGAGCAUAAGCAAAAUAUUCCAUUCUUUGAUUUUUUUUGGAAGUCUCCUAUAAGGUUGUAAGAAAAGGAUAAUUAAAUCAUUCAUCUAUACCAAGAAUGCUGUCCAGUGGAUUAAUGCACCCGAAAAAGCCCCAUGGAGGUUGAGAGAGUGGAUCCUUGACAUCGAGAUGUUAAAAAGAAAAGUUUUCCAAUGGGAGGUUCAACAUAUCUACAGGGAAGCCAACCAACAAGCUGACAACUUGGCGAAAACAGGGAUAAGAAGGGUUGAAAAUCUGCUCAACGUUUGGGGGGAGGCAUCUAAUAAUAACGCUAGUGCCUGAGGAGAGUUUUUUCAAUGUCCCUCCUUUUUCUCCAGGUAUAGCUGCCGAGGAUCUAUCUAGAGGGGUGAUUUCAUCUUCCAUCUUUCGACUGCAGGUGUUUAUUGGUUGAAUAGGAUUUUUGGCUAAAAGGGGAUCGGCUCUUUUUUUCCUAAGCCUUAGGACUUGGAGGAGGUGAUUGGGUUAUGCUGGUUGUUUUUUUGGUCUUUUGUUCAUUAUGGCAGGUGUACAGGAUCUUUUUGCUGGUGUUGUUUUUGAUCACCUGGGAGUAGAAAAGGAUUUUGUGUGGGUAUGCCCCUUUAUUUUGUACAGGGCAUAACUUGACAAAAUCUUUGUAAAGAGGAGAAAUAUUGUUCCCGUUGAUAAAUACAAAUGAAAUUUCAA
This is a messenger RNA of Theobroma cacao (cacao), 3441 nucleotides long. RefSeq names its product PLASTID MOVEMENT IMPAIRED protein (DUF827) (gene PMI2). The record is from RefSeq and is a predicted model, not a curated record. NCBI's taxonomy places the organism in Eukaryota, Viridiplantae, Streptophyta, Magnoliopsida, Malvales, Malvaceae. Gene Ontology annotation, biological process: chloroplast avoidance movement; chloroplast accumulation movement. Gene Ontology annotation, cellular component: cytosol.